Messenger RNA from Phytomonas sp. Hart1, 1608 nucleotides. The record is from the annotation of a GenBank genome assembly. Lineage: Eukaryota; Euglenozoa; Kinetoplastea; Trypanosomatida; Trypanosomatidae.
AUGGGGCCGGAACACCCCCUUCAGGAGGUUCCUCGCACCGAGGAGGUUUUAAUCACUGUUCGUUAUUGCACCUCAAGCAAAAUGCCGAUUGAGAUUUGCUUUCAAUGCUUUGGCGAUCCCCUGGAGGGGGCCCCGGUGGUUUUGUUAGUUUGCGGGCUGAAUAUGCAGCUUUACGCCUGGGAUGAAUCCUUCUGUGAGGGGCUGGUCCGCGCGGGGUUUUACGUCAUUCGCUAUGAUAACCGUGAUAUCGGGCGCUCCACCAAGGUGGAGAACUGCGGGAAGGUGGUGGGGCCGGGGCUGCUUUUGCCGGGAAAAUGGGCCUCCAUCCUCGGCGAAAAGCUGCCCUACACGAUGGAGGACAUGGCCAAAGACGGCCUGGCGUUGUUGGAUGCGUUAAAAGUGCCUUUUGCGCAUGUUUUUGGGAUUAGUAUGGGCGGGGUAAUUGCGCAAUGUAUGGCGUUGUUGGCCCCCGCGCGGGUGUUGAGUUUGGUGAGUGUGAUGUCGACCACAAACGCGCCAGACCUGCCGGACGCCGCGAUGUGGGUGAAGUUGUUGAUGCUGCGCAAACCCCCGCCGAAGUGCACGUUGGGGGAGUUGUUGGAGUUUCGCGUGGGGGUGCUUUGCCGGAUGCUCCACCACGCCCUGCCGGUUGAUCGGGAGUAUCUUAAACGGCGCUAUCGUCUUUCCCUUCAGCGGAGUAGUUAUAGCCCGGGGCUGCUUCGCCAGGCCGCGGCUUUACGACGUUGUGAGGGCCGUGAUGAGGCCCUGCGCGAGUUAAAAAUCCCCGCGUUGGUGAUUCACGGCGCGCGGGAUGUGGUGGUGCCGCCGAUUCACGGCUACCGCACCGCCGCCGUUCUUCCCCACGCGCGGAUGUUGAUUUUUAAAAGUAUGGGCCAUUACUUCCACCCAGCCUUCUUCGGGACGAUUAUUUUGACUUUUGCCGGGAUGGCCUCGACGACCGCAGGGGGGGGGAAGCCGUUGAUGGGGGGAUUUUCCCCUUCCUUCGCGGACGAGAUCGCCCUCGGCGGGUCGUUCUGGACAGACGACGACGACGCGCGCACGGACUUUAAAGGUGAAGAGGAGGGGAGGGAACCGCCGCCGCGGCCGAGAAUGUCCUCGAUGGGGUCUUUUAUCAAACCUUUUGUGGUUUCGCCGCGGACGCCGACGGACGCCGCCGCGCGGGCCUCGCUUUUGCUGAAGGAGUCGCGCGGGAUAGGCAGCCCGGCGAUCCCUGAGGCCGUCCUCAUCGACUUUCACGACGAGGACGGCGAAAGGGAGGGGGGGAAUUCGAAAUUGCACACAACAUUGCCCUCCACAGACGCGAAAAUGGGGGAUUCCGCGUCUUUGGAGCCUUCCCAAUCGCCAGAAAUCGCGCCGUUUGAGCCGGGAUUGCACUCGACGUGGAAUCGCGCGGGGGUUCGUCACCCCGCAACCACCAACGCGGGGGAGCAGACUGGUCUUCCCUUGCCGUUGGCUCAUCUUUACCCAACCCAAACGGCCUUUUUUCCUUUGCGGUCUGCGAAUUUGGAGGAGAUCGAAUCCACCUUGCUCUCGCCGGCCUUGAUGAAGGUCGCGGAGUUGAUGGAAAAGGACACCCCUGCGAUUUAA